Bombyx mandarina (wild silkworm) is the source of this 4114-nucleotide messenger RNA. RefSeq lists its product as uncharacterized. Lineage: Eukaryota; Metazoa; Arthropoda; Insecta; Lepidoptera; Bombycidae. The record is from RefSeq and is a predicted model, not a curated record.
UCGUGAAUCACCACCGCCGCCGCCACUGAGACCUGACGAUCCAAUUGUGCUGGAGACUAUAUAGGGGUUGCUUUCAUUGUAUGUGUGUUUCGGAUAGGGAUGGUUCGGCUCCAAGAAAUUAAAAGAGCAGAGGGAGGCGUUUAAUGUAGUGCAGUGGAGCGUGCCGCAUGGCGCCCGAGACGUGACGCGCCAUGCGCGCGCUGCCCGCCGUGCUCACCACGCUCACCGCGCUCACCGUGCUCACCGUGCUCACCACACUCACCGCGCUCAGCGUGCACGCACACGCCGGCCCGCCUGCCCUGCUAGUGCUGCGUUCCGCCUGCUUUCGACAGGACUUGCCUCGUUUGCAUCCAAUACCUCGCGCUACGCUUCUCUCUCAUCAAGAGACAUGCGAUGUUGGUUGGAACGAGCGGGUAACUCGGAGGGCCGUGUCGACUCUGACCGACGGCGGGCUGGUGGAGAUCAUCGGAUGGCCCGGGGCCGCGGUAUGCGAGUCCAUAUCCGUAACGGCGAGUGUACUGCGGCGGCCGCAGCCAGCCUCGUGCCUGAGGCUGAAGGCGCAGGCCGCUGCGGUGGCGGAGCUGGCGCGGAGGCUGCGCUGGUCGCGCGCCCUGCUCCCUCGCGCGCCGCCCUCCUCCGACUGCGAGGCCGCUCUGCGCGAGUUAACGCUCUUCCUGCUAGAGACCGGUCUGCUUGUCCGGCGCGCGAUGCUCUCCGCCCGCGCCUUCGCCGACCGACCGGAAGUUCUCAUUUUAUGCGUAUCGGUGGCUGCGAAGAUCGGCAGCAAGAUAGAGUCGAUGUUAAAAGAUACCGAUGUUGUUAUUUUGCUUCUACAUUUUGAAGAACUCAUGCGAGACGCUACUGACUUUGCUAAUAAAGACAUCGAAAACUUUAAGACAAUGAAAUCUGAAUCAAUAAAAGCAUCAAAAGUCAAUUACUCGUCAGACUCUACUAGCGAACGUGAAAUUAAUGAUCACAAAUUGAAUCAUGAAAUGGUACAAAAUUUAAAUUCACCUCUAAGUUUCUACAACAUUCAUCGAAAAAUGCAAAUCAGGUCUGGCAAGUCCUCUAUGAAUUCAACUGAAUUAAGUACAAAUCAAUUAAUUGUUCCGUUCACGAAACCCAGUGAGGGAAAUCAAACUGAGCCUGCGAAUAUUGUUCACGAAGGUACUCGGUCAUUAGACGACCGUCGCGAUGCUCGCGGAACAACUAUGAGCACCAAACACGCAGAAAUUGAAUCUAGUCAAACGCUGCAAAUUUCUAAAAAAGAUUUAAGAUACCUUGAGAUUUUUUCUCAUUUUAACGACUUGUUUCCUGGGUGGCUUUUAAUUCUAAGUGAAAAUAUAUUCGUCGAGGAACAUCUGACGUCUGAUUCCAUCUCUGAGAAAGUCACAAAAGUGUUGGAGAGCGUUGAAGAGAGCGAGCGCGCGCGCCAGCAGAGCGUGCAGAGGAGGUUCCUCCUGUACGUGCGCAGCGGCGACCGCUCGGCGUGGAGCCGCGCCGCCACGCUCGCCACCAACCUCACGCGCGCGCUCGACGGCGACCGCCCGUGGGCUGCCACCGUCGCACUGCACGACUGGCACGCUCUGGAGCGCUGGAACGGAACCAAGCCCGAAGACGAGCGCGACCAUUGGAACGGCUCCAACAUCCUGGCGACCGUGCUGGGAGCGGGCGGCGCCGUGGUUGUGGCUGCCGGCGGAGCCCUGGCGGCGCGUUGGGAGGCAGUGCGCAGGCGCAGAAGGAGGAGGCGCGAGGACGUAGUGCUCACCCCAGUGCACUUUACCUUUCCCGCCGACGAGGCACGACGCGUCGGUGAGGGUAUGGAGACUAUGCUGUCCUGCUGGCUUCAGCAACUUCAUGAAUUCGGAGGCCCCGAACUGGAGCGACCAGACCUUCUAAAGAGACCUGGGGUCACAGCACGAGUGCCUUCUGCUCCCUCUUCCACUUGCAGUGUCAACCGUGUUGUGGUAGAUAGACGAAUAAGAUAUAAGGGCGAUGCGGUGCACUUGAGGCACUUGCAAGUGACAGGUACAUUGGAGCUCAAACGCAAAUCGACAGAUGUACUUCUAUUGAUGCAAAACUUGCGACAGGAAAAUGUCAAUCCUUUCAUAGGUUGUCUCUGCGAAGGUCGACCGGCGCUGGUGUUCGACGAGUGCUGGCGCGGCUCGCUGGAGGACGUGCUGAUGGCGGACGACAUCAAGCUGGACUGGACGUUCCGGCUGUCGCUGCUGUCGGACCUGGUGAAGGGCAUGCGCUACCUGCACGGCUCCCCGCUGCGCGCGCACGGCCGCCUCUCCUCGCGGAACUGCGUGGUGGACUCGCGCUGGGUGCUGCGCGUCACCGACUACGGGCUGCCGGCGUUGCACCGCACGCAGGGACUGCCGCCCGCGCAGCGCACGCCCAGAGAACUUCUGUGGACGGCUCCCGAACUGAUACGGGAGGCCCGAGAGGGCGGGGGCUGGCUCGCCACGCAGUCCGGGGACGUGUUCUCGUUCGCCAUCAUCAUGCAGGAGGUCAUAGUGCGCGGCGAGCCGUACUGCAUGCUCUCCUUCACGCCUGAAGAGAUCAUCGACAAGCUGUGUCGUCCUCCGCCGUUGAUUCGUCCGUCGGUGUCGAUGGGCGCGGCGCCGCCCGAGGCCGUGAGCGUGAUGCGGCAGUGCUGGAGCGAGGCGCCCGACCUGCGCCCCGACUUCAACCGCCUGCACGACGUGUUCCGGCAGAUGCAGCGCGGCCGAAAAAUUAAUAUUGUCGACUCCAUGUUCGAAAUGCUCGAGAAGUAUAGCAAUAAUUUGGAAGAAUUGAUCAGGGAACGUACAGAGCAACUGGACAUGGAAAAGAAAAAGACCGAACAACUACUUAAUAGGAUGCUGCCGAGAUCAGUCGCGGAAAGACUAAUGUUAGGAUCGCGAGUCGAGCCUGAGGAGUUCGAAGAAGUGUCUAUAUACUUCAGCGACAUUGUGGGAUUCACGGCACUCGCAGCAAGGUCUACAGCGGUGCAGGUGGUGGACCUGCUCAACGACCUGUACACGACCUUCGACGCGGCCAUCGAGCAGUACCGCGUCUACAAGGUGGAGACCAUCGGCGACGCCUACAUGGUAGUGGGCGGACUGCCGCAGCGCACCCGCGACCAUGCCGAGAGCGUGGCCACCAUGGCGCUGCACCUGCUGCACCUGGCGGGGCGCUUCCGCGUGCGCCACCUGCCCGACACCCCCCUGCACCUGCGCAUCGGCCUGCACACGGGGCCCUGCUGCGCCGGGGUCGUCGGCCUCACCAUGCCGCGCUACUGCCUCUUCGGAGACACCGUCAACACCGCCUCUAGGAUGGAAUCUACAGGAGCAGCUUGGCGUAUCCAAAUAUCCAGUACAACAGCUGAGAAGCUACUGGCUGCGGGCGGGUACAAGCUACGAUCCAGAGGGCUCACUCAGAUCAAAGGCAAGGGUGCCAUGCACACGUACUGGCUGCUUGGUAAGGAGGGAUUCGAUCCUCCGCUUCCGACCCCUCCACCGCUUGAUUGCGAAGGUGAGGUCCUGCUGGAGGUGGAGGGAGAGAGCGAGCCUGAAGCGGCUCCCGUGGACUCCGGCCUCUCCUCCGCGUCGCCGGACAACAGGCCAGCUCCCUAUCUCACAAGUUCAGAGCAGUCUCGUCGGCCGGUGUCGAGCGCGACCUCCGCGGACAGCUGCUCGCCGCCGCCGGAGCCACGAGGCUCACGAGCCCUGCUGCCCACCACCAGCGUCGACCACAGCGCGCCCUACGCACGAUAUAGAUGGCUGGGCGGCAACGCACGUACUCUGAAGCGGCAGUGGUCCCUGGAGCGCGGCGACGCGCUGGCGGCGGCGGCGGCGAGCGACGCGCCGGCCGGCAGUCGCGUCACGCCGCGCCACGCGCCGCGCUACCGGACGCGCGCCGAGCCCGCCGACGACGACUAGCGCCAGGAGUCCUCCGCCCGCACCACCGACACCUCCCGAAGCCCGCGCACGCGUCCCUUGCCCCGCGACGCCGCUCGACCGACAAUAAUUUUCGUAGUGAUCUCCUGGACUGUUCGACUUUAUUUAUUUCUAGUGAGAGCGACGUCGAUGUCUAAUGUGAUUUUUUUACGGGUGAUUUUAGAUUUUAC